GUCCCCCCCCCCCCACCCCGCCCCUCCCGGCGCGGGCCUCGCACCCCACGAUGUACCAUAACAGUAGCCAGAAACGGCACUGGACUUUCGCCAGCGAGGAGCAGCUCACGCGAUUGCGGGCGGACGCCAAUCGCAAGUUCAAAUGCAAAGUGGUGGCGAACGGGAAGGUUCUUCCAAAUGAUCCAGUCUUUCUCGAGCCUCAUGAAGAAAUGACGCUCUGUAAAUACUAUGAGAAAAGAUUAUUGGAAUUCUGUUCCGUGUUUAAACCAGCAAUGCCAAGGUCUGUUGUGGGUACAGCUUGUAUGUAUUUCAAGCGGUUUUACCUUAAUAACUCAGUAAUGGAAUAUCAUCCUCGGAUAAUAAUGCUUACUUGUGCAUUUUUGGCCUGCAAAGUAGAUGAAUUCAAUGUAUCAAGCCCACAAUUUGUUGGAAAUCUGCGGGAGAGUCCUCUUGGGCAGGAGAAAGCACUGGAACAGAUUUUGGAAUAUGAACUGCUACUUAUACAGCAACUUAAUUUCCACCUUAUUGUUCACAACCCAUAUAGACCAUUUGAGGGCUUUCUCAUUGAUAUAAAGACACGCUAUCCCAUGUUGGAAAAUCCAGAGAUGUUGCGGAGAACUGCUGAUGACUUUCUCAACAGAGUUUCAUUAACAGAUGCUUAUCUUUUAUACACACCAUCCCAAAUUGCCCUGACUGCCAUUUUGUCUAGUGCAUGCAGAGCAGGAAUUACUAUGGAAAGUUAUUUAUCGGAAAGUCUGAUGCUGAAAGAUAAUAGAACUUGUUUGUCACAGCUGCUAGACACAAUGAAAAGCAUGAGAAAUUUGGUAAAAAAGUAUGAAGCUCCUAGACCUGAAGAAGUCGCCAUUCUGAAACAGAAGUUGGAGAGAUGUCACUCUGCUGAGCUUGCACUCAAUGUGACCACGAAGAAGAGGAAAGGCUACGAAGACGAUGAUUAUGUCUCAAAGAAAUCCAAGCAUGAGGAAGAAUGGACUGAUGAUGACUUGGUAGAUUCUCUUUAACCAUUCGGAAUAGACCUAUCUACGUUAUUAACGAACGAAAAAGAAAAAUUAUAUCAGCUUUUAACUAUUUGAAGAUGAAAUAAUGUCAAAGCAUCUAUGCAUCAUUAAACGUUCCUAUUGUUUCAAAUU
Molecule: messenger RNA, 1148 nt
Organism: Sorex fumeus (smoky shrew)
Lineage: Eukaryota; Metazoa; Chordata; Mammalia; Eulipotyphla; Soricidae
Gene: CCNH
Product: cyclin H
Exons: 9
Coding region: 51-1019 (322 amino acids)
Biological process (GO): regulation of cyclin-dependent protein serine/threonine kinase activity; regulation of transcription by RNA polymerase II; DNA-templated transcription
Cellular component (GO): transcription factor TFIIK complex; nucleus
Molecular function (GO): cyclin-dependent protein serine/threonine kinase regulator activity
Source: RefSeq, a predicted model, not a curated record